Caenorhabditis briggsae is the source of this 1404-nucleotide messenger RNA. RefSeq names its product Protein CBR-GLY-12 (gene Cbr-gly-12). Gene Ontology annotation, molecular function: alpha-1,3-mannosylglycoprotein 2-beta-N-acetylglucosaminyltransferase activity. Gene Ontology annotation, biological process: protein N-linked glycosylation. Gene Ontology annotation, cellular component: Golgi apparatus. The record is from RefSeq and is a predicted model, not a curated record. The transcript is spliced from 12 exons. The coding region runs from base 1 to 1404 and encodes 467 amino acids. NCBI's taxonomy places the organism in Eukaryota, Metazoa, Nematoda, Chromadorea, Rhabditida, Rhabditidae.
AUGAAACGGGUGCUCCGUCGCGCCGCACCAAAGCACGCGAGCACACUGUUUAAGGUCAUUUGCAUUUUGGUUUUAUGCUCCUUCAUCUUCUAUCUACGCUCGGAGGAUCGUGAACUUCGAAAUGAUUCUAUCAUCCACGCUCCAGGUUCAAGUUCCAGUAAUGAGGAGGAGAUUCUAAAAAGAAAUAUGAGCAAUGACACAACCUUUGUUGCAGCCGUCCUAGUAUUUUGUGCCACUAGACCAGAUGCUCUUAGAAAUCAUUUAUCACAAAUUUUAGCCCAGCGACCAUCACAAUUCCAAUAUCAUGUCAUCAUUAGCCAAGAUGGUAACAAGACCGCUGUCUCCCAAGUCGCUCAACGUUUCGUCAAAGAUUUCAAGAACGUAACACACAUUCAACAUGAGAAGACGGAAAUCAAAAAGCGGAACAACUACCCAGCAAUCUCGGCGCAUUACAAAUGGGCCCUGGACAAGGUCUUUAAAGAGUUCCGUUAUGAUCAUGUCAUUGUGACUGAAGACGACCUUGACAUAGGUAACGAUUUCUUCUCGUAUUUUCAUUGGGGGAAACAAGUUCUCAAGAGUGACGACACUAUUUGGUGUGUGUCUGCAUGGAAUGACAAUGGAGGUAGUUCUAUCAUUGAUACUGAGCGAGGAGACUUGGUGUGGAGGACUGAUUUCUUUCCGGGAUUGGGAUGGAUGCUCUCGAGGGAGCUAUGGGAAGAACUUUCUCCAGGGUUUCCGGUAGCUUAUUGGGAUGAUUGGAUGAGAAAACCUGAAAUUCGAAAAAGCCGGUCAUGUAUCCGUCCGGAAAUUAGUAGGACCUCUCAUAACAUGAAGUUGGCUGGAAAAGGAUCAAGCGGUGGGAUGUUCAAAGACUAUCUGAGCAAAAUCAGUGCAUCGAGCUCUAACAUUGACUUCUCCCUCCUUCCUACUAAAAUUGUGCAGAAAGAGUCGUAUGACAAGCGGUUGAUUGAAGAAAUUGAGAAUGCGCGACCCAUCGACCUGGAGAACGCGACGACUAGCAUGGAGAAAACCUACAAUUACAAAAUUGCAUAUAAAAACAUUAGGGACUGGCAUAAAUACGCUGCCAAGUUCAAGCUGAUGACAGAUAUUCGGGGAGGAAUGCAAAGGACUGCCUACUAUGGAGUUGUCACCCUGAUGUACAAAAAUUUUCGAGUGUUUGUAGUUCCUGAGUCCACAUACCAGAAACCGUCAGAACUUGCCAAUUAUGUUUAUGACUCAGAUUGGGACAAACAAAAUCGCUUUGUAGAGUUUGAAGCCUACUACUGUACCACUAAAAAGUACACUGGAAAAUGUGAUCCGCACAGUCUCGAGAUGAUUGCGUUUUUCAAGCGGAAAGGAUGGAAGAAACGGCUGGAUGAUUGGGGCGAGAUGAUAGUUGUUUAG